CAGGACAGCGCGCGAGAACAAAGUUUACUCGUAUCGCAAAGUACUAUUCUGUAACGAAUGCAUAAAAAGUGCUACUUUUUGUGCCUACGUCUUCACGAAAUCAUCUAACAAUAGGAAGAUCAGUUUGAUCCAGAAUCACUUUCGGGUUAGCAGUCAUGAGUCCAGUCCAGUCAAAUUGUUCUCUAAAAAUUCAACUCAAGAAAAGAUCUAAGCUCAGUCUUUUGUCGCCGAUUCCACAUUCGAAUUCAACAGUUAAACAUCAUAUUGACCAUCUAUUUUAACCGUUUGAGUGCCAAGGAGCGAUUUUGCCCCUCUUCUCUGUUGCUCGAACUUUACUGUUACCACUACAUUGGUGCGUUCCACUUAACGCUCGCAAUGCUCGCGCCCACGACCGUAAGAUUUCGUGUUCCACUAGCUUGUGGACUGUUGUGGACGUCGUGGUCGAAAACUUAAGUGGAACGACUUAUCGGACUUGUGAACGAUACAAAGAUGACUGGUAUUGUAGAGAAUAUGUGUAUAAGGCUAAUGCGUGAACGGAAUUAUGUUUCUGAGAGUUCAUCAAGCUCAGAUGACGAGUGGGAAGCCGCUCUGCAGCAACGAGGAAAACGAAAACUUCGUCCACGAAUUAAAGGUUACGGUGAUGUUGUCCACAGUUACAUGGACCACGAGUUAAAAAGUCAUUUUAGAAUGUCAAAGGCUACAUUUGAAUACCUUCUCAGCAUCAUUGGAAAAGAUAACCAGGAAAAUAAAAGGCUGUCCAACUAUUGCUUCUCACCAGCAGUUAAUGAUAGUCCUCUGGAAAAUGGCUACUAUGGACUCGUACAGAUCUGUUUGUGAUUGGUUAAUGUUGGAAGAGCUACUGGUCUUCAAUCUGUGCGAAGAGUCACAAAUACUCUGUUUAGACAGUCUGCAAGAUUCAUUGAGUGGCCCACUGGUCAUAGAGCUGUGCAAGUGAUGCAAGGAUUUGAAGAAGGUAGUGGGUUUCCAAAAACUUUUGGAGCCAUUGAUGGUACACAUAUUCGUAUUGAUGCUCCAAAGGAAAACUCUGCAGAUUAUGUUCAUCGCAAAGGAUUUUAUUCCAUUUAAUUGCAGUUGGUGUGCGACCACAAAACUUUAAUUACGCAUUGCUACACUGGACAUCCUGGCUCGGUCCAUGACCAAAGUGUUUUCCGACUAUCUGAAGUGUCAAACUACCUAUCCGAUGAUGAAAAGUUUCCUGCAGAUAGCCAUAUUUUGGGUGAUGCCGCUUAUGAACUGAAUCAACAUUUACUCACUCCUUUUCGAGAUAAUGGCCACUUAAAUGAGAGACAGAAGAAUUACAACUACCGCC
Cephus cinctus (wheat stem sawfly) is the source of this 1330-nucleotide messenger RNA. RefSeq lists its product as uncharacterized. Lineage: Eukaryota; Metazoa; Arthropoda; Insecta; Hymenoptera; Cephidae. The transcript has 4 exons. The record is from RefSeq and is a predicted model, not a curated record. Bases 490 to 837 code for a protein of 115 amino acids.